AUGACAAACAUCAACGUGGCUGUUUUGUUACUUGCAACUGUGUUGCUUCUACAAAGUGGUGCUGAAACUCUCUACCGUAAACCAUCGAGGGCCGAGUUAAAAAAGUUCUUCGAAGGCUUUGUCUCAAAGCACUCUGGAUUCAAGGAUUUUGUUUUCGGUCUCCCUGACAACGACGUGCCCCAUCUCACUCGAUACGGGCCCCAGGACUGGGGCGCCAGCGUCAACUGUGACGUCUGCAAGUAUGCAGUGGAGGGCAUGCUGUUGGUGAUCAGUCUGGGAGGGACGGAGGAGGAUCUGGUCAGGUUCGUCACUAAACUCUGUGUAGACUUGAAAAUAGAGGACCCCAGGGAUGAGCUGUUCGGGGUGUUGACUGGUCGGCUUCUCACACCAGAUGAAGUGUGUGGGUUUGUCAUCGGUGACUCGUGUGCUCAGCCUUAUAACCCGGAACUGAUGUGGAACGUGACGAUGACGUCAACGCCCAAACCACCAGUGAUUCCGCCAACACCACCGCCGCCAUCGUCUCCAAAACUGCGCUUUUUACAUCUCACUGACAUGCACAUUGACCGGAUGUACGAUGCUGGGUCAGAUGCAGAAUGUGGAGAGCCUCUCUGUUGCCGUAGUAACGAUGGAAAGCCAGGUCCGGGAAAAGCGGGUGCAGGAAAAUGGGGUGACUAUCGUCAUUGUGACUUGUCCCCUGACCUAGUUGAAAAUUUAUUCCAGCACUUGGCCACCAAAAAGGAUCAGUUUGACUUCAUAAUUUUCACGGGAGACAUCCCCGCCCAUGACGUGUGGAACCAGACUCGAGAUGCGCAAAUGAAGGCGGUCACGGAUUUCAGCGACAUGUUUGACAAAUACCUGCCUAAGAUACCCGUCUACCACUGCGUCGGCAACCACGACAGCGCUCCCGUCAACAGUUUUCCUCCACCCUUUAUCGCCGACCACAAUUCACAGGCGUGGAUGAACGCGGCUUUGGCUGCCAGCUGGAUGAAAUGGCUGCCAGCCCAGGCGAACGAAACCAUUAUGAGGGGUGCGUUCUACACGACAUUACUUCGCAAGGGUUUUCGGAUCGUAUCCAUUAACAUGAACUAUUGCAACACAGGAAACUGGUGGCUCCUCAUCAACUCGACGGACCCCGCCGGUCAGCUGCAGUGGUUAAUAAACGUCCUGCAGGAUGCUGAGAACAACCACGAAAAGGUCUAUAUCCUCGCACACAUACCACCAGGCGGAAAACACUGUAUGAAGGCAUGGAGCUGGAACUAUUAUAAAAUUGUGAACAGAUACGAAAGUACAAUUGUAGCGCAGUUCUACGGACACAGCCACAAUGACUUCUACUUCGUGUUUUACGACGAGGUCAACUUCACACGUCCAACCAGCGUGGGCUACGUUCCAGGAAGUGUGACUACAUUUUCCAACCUCAAUCCAGGAUACCGGAUAUACACCAGUGAAGGUGUUUACCCAGGCAGCAACUACGUUCCUAUUGACUUUGAGAACUAUAUUGUGGAUCUUCCUAAAGCUAACAACGCUUCGACACCCCCACAGUGGCAGUUCGAGUACAGUGCCAAGGUAGCGUACAGACUGAAGUCGCUAUAUCCGUCCGACUGGAAUGAUCUAAUCUACAGGAUGAAGGGCAACGACACGCUAUUCAACAGGUUUCACAGGUACAACUCGAAAUCAGCAGACGACAGCCCAUGCACUGGGUCAUGCAAGAGAAAUGCGCUGUGUCGACUGAAAACCGCACGGUCGUUUGAUUCGAACCUCUGUAAAGAUUUGUGAUUGUUGCUUUUGCAAUCUAUUUUGUGUUUUAGUUUAAUUUUAAAUUAUUUCAUUGGAAUCCAUUGGGAAUUGUGAUGCAAUCUUGAUACUAUAUCCAAUCAAUACCACAUUAUGGUUAUUUGGCAGGAGAUGGGGGAGGGUGUGUGUGUGAAAGGGGGCAGUUGCCUUCCAAAAAUUAUGAAAGUGCCUUUCCUGUUUCCUUUUUUGUCCACAUGAAGAAGAUCCUAAUUCCAUGUUUUACUGAUCCCACCUUCCCUUUUAUGUUAGGCUAGAUACGUCUCUGUAGACUAGAGAAGUUAACAACACUGUUAUUGAUUUGACUUCCAGAAUUAAUAACGUGUUUGUUUGUUUUCAGUUUAAAACUCAUAGUUCUAGGCCUAUGUCUAUGACAGUUGGCGAUGUUCACGCAGAAAUGGAAUAUCAAUUAUGUUUUCAAUAUUGUAUUGUUAUAUAAAAUUUAAGUAUACAUAUCAUGAAUAUGAAAUUAGAACGUGAGAUCAU
Molecule: messenger RNA, 2274 nt
Organism: Gigantopelta aegis
Lineage: Eukaryota; Metazoa; Mollusca; Gastropoda; Neomphalida; Peltospiridae
Product: sphingomyelin phosphodiesterase-like
Exons: 12
Coding region: 1-1773 (590 amino acids)
Biological process (GO): ceramide biosynthetic process; sphingomyelin catabolic process
Cellular component (GO): lysosome
Molecular function (GO): acid sphingomyelin phosphodiesterase activity
Source: RefSeq, a predicted model, not a curated record